This is a messenger RNA of Parastagonospora nodorum SN15, 4755 nucleotides long. RefSeq lists its product as hypothetical. NCBI's taxonomy places the organism in Eukaryota, Fungi, Ascomycota, Dothideomycetes, Pleosporales, Phaeosphaeriaceae. Gene Ontology annotation, cellular component: zeta DNA polymerase complex; nucleus. The record is from RefSeq and is a predicted model, not a curated record. Bases 1 to 4755 code for a protein of 1584 amino acids. Gene Ontology annotation, molecular function: DNA binding; nucleotide binding; DNA-directed DNA polymerase activity. Gene Ontology annotation, biological process: double-strand break repair via homologous recombination; error-prone translesion synthesis. The transcript is spliced from 4 exons.
AUGGACACAUUCCGCUUCCGUCUGAACUGCAUCGACAACUACCAAGCCACGCCAACAGACCUUGAUCCGGUCCUCCGACGCAAUGCAGGGCCGACAAAGCGUCAAGAUGCGCCUCAAGUGCCCAUAAUCAGAGCCUUUGGCGCAACCGAGACCGGGCAGAAGGUGUGCGCGCAUAUCCAUGGAGCGCUACCUUAUCUGUACUUGGAGUACAACGGCAGCUUGGAAAAGGAAGUCGGUGUGCCCUUCUUUGGAUACAGCGUUGGGUACAAGAUAUUUCUGAAAGUGUACAUGCUGAACCCAGUACACAUGACACGCUUCGCCGAUCUGCUGCAUUCGGGCGCCAUCAUGGACCGCGUCUUCCAACCCUAUGAGAGCCAUCUACAGUAUCUGCUGCAAUGGAUGUGCGAUUAUAACUUGUACGGAUGCGACUACAUCGAUUGCGCUAAAGUGCUCUUUCGUGGUCCCGUCCCUGAUAGCGAUGAGGUCGAUACUUCUGUCCACAAGUGGCACGAUGCCUCAAUCCCAGACGAGUUCAUGGCUGAAGAGGGCCAGUAUCCGCGCCAAAGUCACUGCACCCUUGAAGUCGAUAUAUGUGUCCAAGACAUACUAAAUAGACACGAGCUACAAUAUCGACCAAUCCACCACGACUUCCUCGAGCGGUCGAGCCAAAUGCUCCGGAACCCUGACGACAAAUAUGUGCCGUCCAUGGCUGGCUUGUGGAGAGACGAGACCCGCCGCCGUAAGAUGCGCAUGGGGCUCACUGAUCCCUCCAGUAGCCCUUUCCCAGCCGAGGUCAUGGUGUCUAUGUCUGCUGACCCUAGAAAUAAGGACAAGGGAGGCUGGAUCCACGAGGAAGAAUAUCGAGAAUUAGUGGCAAAACUCAUUGAGCAAGAGAAGCAACACAAGACCGAUGUAAAUUUCGAUACUUUUGUGGAGCCUGUCGAAGGUGAGGAAAGUAUAAGGACUGCUGUGGAAAGCAUUGAAGAUUUAUACCCUGGAAAUCUCGUCUCUCAGCAGUUCCCCGACGAUAGGAAAGAACCACUAUCAAGGGUGCUCCAUGGACAGGGGCUGGAGCCGAUGGCGCCUACUGUAGAGGAUGACACUUAUCCACUGCAAGAGGAAAUUGUCGUCGAAGAUCCGCAGAUUGAGGAUGAGGCAGACACAGCAGCUCAAUCCGAUACCGAAGAGCAGCAAUCGCUUGAUCCGUUAACGGUAUCUCUGCUCCAAGGAGUAGGAGACACUUCUGAUGAUAUGGUCGACGAGGGCAUUGACCUCGUUGACCCGAGUGAAGAUGGGUAUGCUGACAGCUCCGAUGGAAUCAACAACGUGCGCAAACGCUCGCCUGAAGGUGACCCUGAGACAUCAUCUAAGCGCCAACGGAUCAUGGCAGACACACAAGCUAGUUCAAGACGUGUAUCGUUCCGCAACGCCAUCAAUAAUGAGAUUUCUCGUUCCUCAGACAGUGCCGACAAUAAUGGACCUCCACGACCAGGUCAAUCUUCACAAGCAAGUAUCAAGGCCCACGGCUUCAGGGGACCGAGCACUUUUUCGUUUCCUGUCGUCAAAAAUCCAGGUGACCCAGAGACAGUCCUCCGCCUAAAAGUUGUAGAGAGCACCAUGAUCCACGCCGGUCUACCUCCAGUCAUAUAUCAGGACGCACACUAUAGCGAUGAGAAGGACGUCCCCGACCGAGCAAGAGAGUAUGCUGGUCGUGAAUUCAAGCUCCAAAGCAUUUCAUUACCCUACCUGCCGCCGUUUGAUCCCGUUGGUAUUUCUGCUGCCAACACUGGAGAUUAUCCCCCAAUGGUACUUGACAAGGCCAAGGAAGCAGUCAAGCACAGGACUAGAUCACAUAGAUGCGGACUACGCCACUGGGAGAUCGCAAAAUCUCCACCAUCUUACAAGGACGUUGCGACUUGGACGCAGGAAGAGACCAAUGUUGGCGAACGGUCCAGGGCGGCAACAAAGGAACAACCGAAGCAAGCAGCCAGACCGUCGCGUAAGCGAGAAGUACCCGAAUACCUCUCUCAGAUCGAUGGUCCGACACAGAAAAACAAGCAUGGCUUCAAAUACUCUCAAAACAAGAAAUUAACCACCGUAAAGCACGAAACCCAGUACAUGAGCAUCAUGAGUCUGGAAGUGCAUGUCAACUCAAGAGGUUCACUAGUGCCAGAUCCAGCUGAGGAUGAAAUACAGUGCAUAUUCUACAGCAUUCAAGGAGAAGAGAAUGCUACUACCGACCGACCAAGACUUGGAAUACUGUGUCUCUCAACAGACGACGGCAUUGUCGAGCGCAUUGCCAAGCAAUCUUCUGUAGACGUGGAACAUGAAGAAGACGAGCUUGAUCUCAUCAAUCGCAUCGUGGACAUUGUCCGUCAGUUCGAUCCGGACAUCCUUGCGGGUUAUGAGGUACACAAUAGCUCGUGGGGUUACUUGAUCGAGCGCGCCCGAAUGAAGUAUGAAUACAAUCUAUGCGAUGAGAUCAGCAGGAUGAAGUCACAAUCUCACGGGAGAUUCGGCAAGGAAGCUGAUCGCUGGGGCUUCACGCAUACAUCCACCAUCCGAAUUACUGGUCGCCACAUGAUCAAUAUCUGGAGAGCCAUGCGCGGAGAACUGAACCUGCUUCAGUACACUAUGGAGAAUGUCGUGUUCCAUCUCCUCCAUAGGCGAAUACCGCAUUACCAGCAUUCAGAUCUGACUGGUUGGUACAGGAGCUCCAAACCAAGAGAGCUUGCAAAAGUCCUGGACCACUUUCUCACCCGUGUACAGCUCAAUCUUGACAUCCUGGAGGCCAAUGAGAUUGUGCCUCGCACAAGCGAGCAAGCCCGACUUCUCGGUGUGGAUUUCUUUGCUGUCAUAUCUCGUGGCUCUCAAUUCAAGGUGGAAUCUACAAUGUUUCGCAUCGCCAAGCCAGAGAACUUCAUCUUGAUAUCUCCCAGUCGAAAGCAGGUUGGACAACAAAAUGCUCUUGAGUGCUUACCCUUGGUCAUGGAGCCCCAGAGCGCUUUCUAUUCAAGUCCUCUAUUAGUGCUCGACUUUCAGUCUCUCUACCCAAGUGUCAUGAUUGCGUACAACUACUGUUACUCGACCUGCCUUGGCCGGAUUGUCAGCUGGCGAGGACGCAAUAAGAUGGGGUUCAUGGACUUCAAGCGUGAACCGCAGCUACUAGAGCUUGUCAAAGACUAUAUCAACAUCGCGCCUAACGGUAUGAUGUACGUCAAGCCAGAGAUGCGAAAAUCCUUACUUGCAAAGAUGCUGGGCGAGAUUCUUGAGACACGUGUAAUGAUCAAGAGCGGGAUGAAGCAGGACAAGGAUGACAAGACGCUGCAACAGCUGCUAAACAACAGACAGUUGGCGCUGAAGCUAUUAGCCAACGUCACCUACGGCUAUGCAUCUGCCUCUUUCUCUGGACGCAUGCCCUGCUCCGAGAUCGCAGACAGUAUCGUUCAAACCGGUCGCGAGACGCUCGAAAAGGCCAUCGCAUUAAUUCACGCUACCGAGAAAUGGGGUGCCGAAGUUGUGUAUGGAGAUACAGAUUCGCUGUUCAUCUACCUCAAAGGUCGCACACGCGAUCAAGCGUUCACCAUCGGCGAGGAAAUUGCCGCAGCCGUUACAGCUGCCAACCCUCGUCCUAUCAAGCUAAAGUUCGAGAAGGUGUACCAUCCUUGCGUUUUGCUAGCAAAGAAGCGCUAUGUCGGGUUCAAGUACGAGCAUCGUAAUCAGACAGAACCAGAUUUUGAUGCAAAGGGUAUCGAAACGGUACGACGAGAUGGUACACCUGCUGAACAGAAGAUUGAGGAGAGGGCGCUGAAAAUUCUGUUCCGCACAGCUGACCUCAGCCAAGUCAAGUCGUAUUUUCAAGAGCAAUGCAUGAAGAUUAUGCAAGGCCGCAUAUCCAUCCAAGACUUUCUCUUCGCCAAAGAAGUCAAACUGGGCACCUACAGCGAUCGCGGUCCACCCCCGCCCGGGGCUCUCAUUGCUACCAAACGCAUGCUUGCAGAUCCACGUACAGAGCCUCAGUACGGCGAGCGCGUCCCCUACAUAGUCAUCACUGGUGCUCCUGGUGCACGCUUGAUCGACCGCUGCAACGACCAUCUUGAGCUCGACGCAGAAUACUACAUCAGCAAGAACCUCAUCCCACCACUGGAGCGUAUCUUCAACCUCGUAGGUGCAAACGUGCGCCAAUGGUUUGACGAAAUGCCUAAGGUUCAGCGUAUCCGUAACGUUACACUUCCACUCAACACAAAGUCCGACACUGGCAAUGCACUCAUUGGUGGAAACAAUACCGGAAAGACUUUGGAAAGCUACAUGAAAUCUUCUUCCUGCCUUGUAUGCCGCGCAAAACUUCCACCAACACCACAGCACAUUCCAGGCGUCGAGUUGGAUGCUUUCGCCUUGCUUCCGCUAUGUCCGAGGUGUCUUAAGCGCCCUGCCCGCUCACUGUAUAUGCUCAGAGACCUCGUACGUAGCACGGAGAUCAAAGCUCGAGAUGUCGAUCUGGUAUGCAGAGACUGCUCGGGAUUAGCCUGGGGCGAGGAGAUUCGCUGCGACAGUCGCGAUUGUCCCGUUUUUUACACAAGGAUCAAGGAGAGGAGUAAGUUGAAUGGAUUGAAAGAGAGCGUAGGAAGAGUUGUGGAAAUUAUCGAGAAGCAUGAGCAGCAGGUGUUUGAAAAGGAGAUAGCACAGGAAGAGAUUAUGGUGCCUCAGGAACAUGGAGGGACAGGGAGUAUUGCGAGCGAAGAAAUCGCUUGGUAA